AUGUCUUCACCACCAGGGAAAGUGGUGUCGACCGAUACAGCCACCACACCCGAAGUCGAACCAUUAUCUUCCCUCCUCGCUCAUCCCCUGCUGCAGGAUUCGAAGUUCGUAGCUGCUGCUGGAGGUUUGGUUGUGCUUCUGAUAUUCCUAAGCUUAUUCCGAACAGGAAAGAAAUCAUCUCGUCGAUCUGGCCCCGCGUCAGUAUUAUUGGUUGGACCGAGUGAUUCAGGCAAGACAUCCCUUUUCACCAAACUAGUACAUGAUACGUAUAUUCAAACGCAUACUUCGAUACAACCCUCCAUAACUACCUUUCGUUUCAAUUCACCAUACGAGGAUGGGCAAACCAAACCCAUCAGACUGAUUGAUCUUCCUGGACAUCCGAGGCUGAAAGAUGAACUGAAGAAGUACGUCAAAGAGGCUAGUGCGGUGGUGUUUGUCGUGGAUAUACAGGCGUUAGUAAGAAAUUCAGCGGCUGUUGCUGAAGACCUCGCCCCAAUCCUUGUAACCUUAUCCAAUCAAAGUAUCACCGCCCAAUCUGAACCUACCAAAGUACUAGUUUUAGCACACAAAAGUGACGUCCUCACUCGGUCGUCCUCCAACGAAAUUCCAGAAAGUUCCAUCACCACCGCCAGGGAGAGGGUAAAGUCGAUCUUAACGAGGGAGAUGGACAGGCUGAAAGCCACGCGAACGAAGAGCGGUGCAGGAGGUAAGAUAGAAUCAAUGGGUAAAGUCGCUGGUACCUCGUCUUCAGGAUUCUUCGCGAAGCUCUUUGGCGGUGGUACAAGUGGGGUGGGACUGGAGGGAGAAGACGAAGGUGAAGAUGAGAGUCUGAUAUGGGGUGGGAAAGGUGGUUUUAGCUGGGAUGAUGUAGAGGGAGUAGAAAUUACUUUUGGUGCGAGUGGGUUAGGACCCGUUGGGGCGAAGAAGGAGGAGAAGGAGGGGAAUGGGUUGAACGAAGUGAAAAGCUUUAUAUGGGAUGUCUAG
Molecule: messenger RNA, 984 nt
Organism: Kwoniella mangroviensis CBS 8507
Lineage: Eukaryota; Fungi; Basidiomycota; Tremellomycetes; Tremellales; Cryptococcaceae
Exons: 4
Coding region: 1-984 (327 amino acids)
Biological process (GO): protein localization to Golgi apparatus; intracellular protein transport; Golgi to plasma membrane protein transport
Cellular component (GO): Golgi apparatus
Molecular function (GO): GTP binding; GTPase activity
Source: RefSeq, a predicted model, not a curated record